This is a messenger RNA of Brienomyrus brachyistius, 2355 nucleotides long. RefSeq names its product acidic residue methyltransferase 1 (gene dcph1). The coding region runs from base 352 to 1455 and encodes 367 amino acids. Gene Ontology annotation, cellular component: nucleus; cytoplasm. The transcript is spliced from 5 exons. Gene Ontology annotation, molecular function: phosphatase activity. The record is from RefSeq and is a predicted model, not a curated record. Gene Ontology annotation, biological process: DNA damage response. NCBI's taxonomy places the organism in Eukaryota, Metazoa, Chordata, Actinopteri, Osteoglossiformes, Mormyridae.
ACAUCACAGUUCAACACAGCACAGUAUAGCACUGUAGUGAAUUCCUGCAAUUGUGCAUGGGGGAUAUUAUUAAAAUGUGUUUUUAUGUUGUGACCAGUUAUACAUUUAAAUUGACAGCAUUGAUGAUCUUAUUACGUUUAGAUAAGCAGGUCUUUUGCAUACUUGACAGUUAAGGACAGACUGCCGACCAUUCUUACCAAAGUAAUCGACACCAUUCAUCGAAAUAAGAACAAGUUUUUCGAAGAGCAUGGGGAGGAAGGUGUCCAGGCAGAAAAGAGAACAAUUUCCCUCUUGUCCAAACUAAGGAAUGAGCUACAAACGGACAAGCCCAUCAUUGAACUAGAAGAUGGGAUGGCUGAUACGGACCUCUGGAACCAGUACCUGCAGAAGCAGCAGGCAUUAUUGGACAAGCAGGAAGCUCCCAGCUGGUUUAAAUCCCCCUGGCUUUACGUGGAAUGCUACAUGUAUCGCAGGAUCCAGGAAUCCCUGAACUUGAAUCCCCCAGUCAGUGAUUUCGACGUGUUCAAGGAGGCCAAAACGCAGAGCUAUUUCGAUUCCCAACAAGCCAUAAAAGCCAUCUGCACACACCUGCAUGGGCUGCUGGAGGGCGUAGAGGGGCUCCCUGAGGGCCAACUUCAGGGGCAUUUCCUUCAGCUGCUGCAGGUGUCCUUAUGGGGAAACAGGUGUGAUCUGUCAAUAUCAGCGGGUAAGGAGAAUGCCCAGAAAUGUAGCCCUAUUGAUUCCCUUGUAGAGCUGAAGCCCUUCAUCUUGGUGGAUGACUCCAGCAUGGUCUGGUCCACCCUGAUGAAGAGCAACAUGUCGGGCGAGAAGCCACAGGUGAGAGUGGACUUCAUCCUGGACAACGCAGGCUUUGAGCUGGUCACUGACCUGGUCCUGGCUGAUUUCCUUGUGUCCUCUGGACUUGCUCGAGAAAUCUGCUUCCAUGGGAAGUCCAUUCCAUGGUUUGUCUCUGACACCACCAGGAAAGAUUUUGAUUGGACCAUAAAGCAGACAUUAGCGACCAAUCACAGGUGGGUGUCCUGGUGUGGCACCCGAUGGCAGAAGUACAUAAAAGAUGGGGUCUGGUCCUUCCACAACCACCUGUUCUGGACCCUCCCGCAUGAAUUUUGUGACAUGGCAGCCGAUGCGCCUGACCUGCAUAACUUCCUCCAGCAGACACACUUGAUCCUGUUUAAGGGCGAUCUCAACUACAGGAAGCUGACCUGUGACCGGGCUUGGGACCACACCGUGCCCUUCCAGAGGGCCCUGAGAGGAUUCGAACCUGCGCCCCUCUGUAGUCUACGGACCCUGAAGGCCAACGUGCAGGUGGGUCUCCCUCCGGGCCGUGGGGAGGACCUGACAGCCCAGGAGCCUGACUGGAUGACCGGUGGGCGGUUUGCUGUGGUACAGUUCUUCUGCCCCAGCAAUGAGCAGCAGAAUCCCCACAGGAAGUGAUGGUGUCUGAUACACACAGGAAGUGCAGCAAGGAAGAGCUGACAUGCACAGGAAGUGCAGCAACAUGGGAAAUUAUCCUUGAAAGUAUUGUAUUAUGCGACAGCACAAAAUGUCAGUGGCUAAAUCUUACUUAUUACUUAACACUAGUAUAUAUUUUCAGUGUUAGUGAUCUACAUGUAUAAUUCUAUUGCUUCAAAGACAAAUGAAUUCUUUAAUUUUAAUUGCACCAUUUUGAUAUUUUUUUUCUGAAUGUUUAUAAAGGUUGCCAAACUGUUUUCUUAAAGUUUUUAUCCAAUCAUGAGGUUUAUUGGUUGAAAAUUGGCUGGCUGUACCAGUUAUUUGGGUGAAUCUUAAAUCAGUGCUUGAAGUACUGUUACUACAUUUGGCACUUUUUGGGUUGCUGGUCGUGGAGCUGUACGUAUCUGGCUGUGAUGAUGGCGGUAUCAAUAAAGCAGCGUAGAAGUGAUUUCUGGGCUCUUAAAUGGCUUAUGUUAAUCCUGUUUUCUAACUUCAUAAAAAGCCUUCAUGUUGUGUAGUAGUCUGGAGCUUGUGUAGUGUUUACAGACAUUUGAUUGCUUUUCUUGGAUCUACAGGCAUAUGUUUUUCCCGUUUAUGUGAACGUACCAGGAAAACAUUUACGAUCAGUUAUUUAGCUACGUUUCUUUUGCUUUAUUUCUGCUCUGGGACUUGAAAUGCACUUCGUGGUGGCUGUUCUGUACGCACACCAUGUGUGUGAGUUUAAAGUGACGACAGUUUACAUUUAAAAUUUAAACUGCUGACACAACAGGGAUACUGCAAUACUGCACUGAUUUGAGGCUCCUCCCACUUUUGUGAUGGUGCUGGCUGUAAACAUGACGACAUGUAUGCGCUUUUCCUACUAAUAAAUUCAUCCAAAUUGUU